Fundulus heteroclitus (mummichog) is the source of this 2176-nucleotide messenger RNA. RefSeq lists its product as uncharacterized. The record is from RefSeq and is a predicted model, not a curated record. The coding region runs from base 16 to 1185 and encodes 389 amino acids. The transcript is spliced from 7 exons. NCBI's taxonomy places the organism in Eukaryota, Metazoa, Chordata, Actinopteri, Cyprinodontiformes, Fundulidae.
GCAAACAACGUCACCAUGGUAACUCACGGCGUCCAGGCGGAUUCGGGGGCGCGGUGUAUCAUGGGAAAAAGAACCCGUAGUUACAUCGGUUCCAGCCCACCUGGGAUAAACACAACAGCAAGAAAGAGACAUUUCCUAACUAUAUCGCAAAGACGCAGACAUCGGCUAGUAAUGUCUGUUGGGAAGAUGCCCAAGUUCCCUGCCUCUGCUUCCGAGGGCUUCAGCUCGACUCCCAUCAAGGAUAAAAAACGCCACACAGCCAAAGGGUUGGAUAACGGCGUUGUGUCUGACGACGAAGACACGUUUUCGCUGCUUUCUCCCAUCUAUCAUGACAGCUUCGACAGCGAUGAAGAAGAGCUGGGGUCAAUCCUUUCUCAGCAGACUUCACCCAGGCACAGCGAGGACUCGAGACUCAGCGCAUCACUGGCUAGAUCUGAGCUGUCCAGAACCCAUGUAAAGCAGAAGUUCAAUGCACUAAUAGAGCCUGCAGGUUCACCUCCACUUAGUGCAUGGGAGAUGUGGCUGCUGUGCAAAGCCAAGAAGGAUCGUCUUAGGCUGGAAAAGAAAGCAGAAGAGGAACGCUUACUCAGAGAAAAAGAAGAACAACAAGAAAGGGAACGAGAGCAGAAGAAGCUUGUCAUGGAAAAAAAGAUCCAUGAAUGGUUAAAGAUUAAAAGGGACCAAGAAAGGCGUGAGCAACUGGUGAAACAGAAGGAAGAGGAGGAAGAGAUGCUGAGGCAGCAGGAAAAACAAAGGGAGAUCGAACGAAAAGCCCAGCAAAAAUACAGAGACUGGCUGCAGAAGAAGAACCACGAAAAACUUGAAAAGGAAAAGAAGGAGAAGAUGGAAGCUGCCAUGAAGGAGGAACAGGAAAGAGAACGCCGCAAUAAGGCAGAGGAGAAAUUUAAAGAGUGGCUGACAAAAACCAACGAGAAAACCAGAGCUAGUCCCAAAACACAUUCUUACCCUAAAAGUCACUCAGGUCCCUAUGAGGGAUCGUACCCAGCACCCAGCUUCUGCAAUCCCAUCCCCUGGAAGCCGAUUCACGUGCCUCCUCCAGAAACGUCUCCAAAGAAGACAUCUGGCAGGAAACCUCAAAAGAAGAAAAAACCCCAGCAGAGCCCAUGCACUGCUUUUAAUCAAAGAAACACUCCAAGCGCAGCACAUUUUCUUUACAGAAGAUGACACAAACAGCUGUGAUGCAGAGAGCUUAGACAGCGCCCUGACUCAUGUAAACCAGCACAGCUCUUUGAAUGAAUCUCAGCUGAGUCAUGAACUUGUGUUCUUUAAGAUGGUCCAGGACUUGUUGCUGUAUUUAUCAUUUUCUAAUGCAGUCACUUGUCUUAAAUACAUUUGAAUUAGUUUUUUAAAAUACCUUCACAGAGCUUUUUAAAGAUGAUUUAUUUUGAGUAUUGAUGCUUAAUGUGGGUUUUAUCCCUCAGUUUCUUAGAAAUUGUGACAACAUUUACAACUAUGUCAUGUUUAAAAGUAAAAAAACUGUAUUAAAGGAUCGGUGGAUUCCUGUUGAAGAAAAAUAAGUAUGAUCAGCUGCUGACGGCUCUUAUUUGUAUCUCGAAGUGGCUAACAAAACCACAUUUCCCUCUGCUUCUCAUGAUGCGUUGACCACACAACAGAAAAGAUGGUGUCCGCUUGUCACAGCCAAAGAUAGACCCAGGUUCGGCUCAAGUGGCCCGCACACUCACACAUUGUUCUGGGUCCAGCUGUGCCUUGUUCUUCUGUGGGCUGAGAUGACGACAGAAACGAGUGUGGGGGUGGAUAGAGAGGGAGGGAGAGAGAGAGAAGAAUUGAUUCAGAGCAGAAUAACUCAUUCUGGGUUAGCAUCUGACUGUGAUGCCAAUGCGUGAAGCCUGAGGUAAAAAUUAUUUCAAUUAUACUUUAUUUUGAAUUGCUCGUGGUUAAAUGCUGUUUUGCCUUUUGCUUUUUAGUCUCUCUGUCUCUCUGUAUGUUGUCAGCUGCUGUGGAAUGUGUUAUUUGACAGCAGUCAGCCAGGGGGUCUUUAAUGUAGGGCAUUUCUGCAAACUAAAGAGAAGCUCUGGGCAUUAGCAGACUUUUACAACGACAAUGUUGCAGGAUUAGUUUUAAAUCUUUCCGUGUUGUUAAUUUACACAAAGAGCCUUAUAAAACGUGAUGUAUUUAAAGUGCCUUUGAAAAUAUA